AUGAAAAGUAAAGACCUUCGAAAUGUUGUACUUUGCAAACAUCAACCCGGUGAUCAUCCGCGAAAAUUUUUUCGUGAUCUGAAUGGCUCUUUAUCACUUGAUACAAUUGAAAGAUGGGUAGAAAUGAUUAAUGAAACCGGCUCUAUUCAUUUAUCAAAAUCACCAGGAUCCCCACGCACCGCUAGUUCCAAAACAACUAUAAGAAAAGUCAAACAACGGUUAAUUCGUAAAAAGAGAGUAUCCGUACGGAAGUUGGCGCGCGAACUGAACAUAUCAGCUACCAGUGCUCAUCGAAUAUUAACGGAUGAUCUCGGAUGUUAUGCUUACAAAUUUGUCAAAGAACCAGCCAUAACAGAUCAGCAGAAAGUCAACAGGAAAAAAUUUGCUACAUGGAUUCAACGGACGUUCAGAAAAGAGGACACGAGAAAAAUAUUGUUUUCGGACGAAAAGUAUUUCGAUGUCGAUGGUGUUUAUAAUUCGCAAAAUGAUCAAAUAUGGGCCAUAAAUCGUACAGAGGCUGAUAAAUGA
Messenger RNA from Didymodactylos carnosus, 528 nucleotides. Lineage: Eukaryota; Metazoa; Rotifera; Eurotatoria; Philodinida; Philodinidae. The record is from the annotation of a GenBank genome assembly.